AUGGAUUGGAUAGAACUGUUAAAUAGAGCACAGUUCCACGGAGCUGCAAGACUUGCGUCUUCGAGGGAUAGGUUCCAAUGGUUAAUUGCUCAUCUGAUUUUCAUCUUUUGCUCAGUGGCUGUGGUCUAUGUAACAGUCACCAGAUUCUAUGAUAAUCCUACGUACAUCGUACAGCUCACCCCUGUAAUGUCUUUGAAGAACUUUCCGACCAUUGUGGUAUGCCCGCAGGUUCACUUCUUGGAUCAUAAGAUUGAUGAGUUUCUCAGUAAAUUAGUGUUUCCCCCGUCAACAAACAUUACUUAUAUUAGAGAAGUUUUACCACAGUUAGCAGCAUUGUACUCCAGUGAUACUGUGUACGAAGUAAAAGAUUUAGAGAGCAUAUUAGAACUGUUGGCAUACAACAAGCUCGAUGUUGAAAGUGCUAGCCUCCGGCUGACAGCCACCUGUGACGAAACAAUACUAAAGUGUUCCUGGAGGGGCAGAGACGCAAACUGUUCCUCAUUAUUUCACAUGGAACUAACUCGCUACGGUUUUUGUUGCAUUUUCAAUGGACGCUCGUUCAGAAGAGAGGUACGAGAACCUAAACUCAUUAAAAAGGAGGUUGAAAAGAUGCACAUAUAUAAAAUGGGAAUAAUGUAUGGAUUAAACAUCGCAAUUGAACAGAAUGUGUCGAAGCCUCCAGUUAAUUUAGAUUUAUCGUACAAAUGGAUAACCGCGUUAAGUCCCGGAAAUAUGUACGUUGAUGUCGUAUCAAACGGUGUCCCUAUACCUCCUGGUAUAGAGGUGUGGGCAGGCUAUACAAUGAAGUCCAUUCAGCUCUCUGAAGAAGCUCGCAGCCUCAGUCCAAAACUUCGCCGUUGCUACUUAGCUAAUGAACCACUUAAAUACUUUCCAGUAUAUCAGAGACGCUAUUGCAUGUUCGAGUGUAAAAUGGAUCGAGUGGCAUUGCGGUGUAAGUGCGCUCUAUUGAAUUAUCCUCCCGUGCUUGGAAUGCCCAUAUGCGGCCCUAGACAGUUAGCAUGCGCUAGAGCAGCUGCAGAUCGAUUUGAUGUUUGCCAAUGCCCAUUGGCUUGCGAAAAGGAGACUCUAAACACGAGACAUUUUUCAUUCCCAUUAACUCCAGAUACGCCUACGUAUGAUACAUUUUAUGAUAAUCUGGACCUGAGUAAAGUGACCAUAAUAAGGCUGUAUGUACAUGGGUAUACAAAGACAGUUAACUCUCGACGGUCAUAUUUUUCGAGGUCUAAUUUGUUUGGACAACUAGGCGGAGUAUUUAACAUAUUCUUCGGUUGCAGUAUUCUGACUGUAUUAGAACUACUGUUUCUAUUGAGAAGAUAUAUUCGCGAGCGGCGCCUGGCUACACAUCAACAGCGUGAAACUUGGCCCUUUACUCGUUAA
Pieris macdunnoughi is the source of this 1398-nucleotide messenger RNA. The record is from the annotation of a GenBank genome assembly. Lineage: Eukaryota; Metazoa; Arthropoda; Insecta; Lepidoptera; Pieridae.